GAUUGGUGCAUUUCAGCGCAUGGAAUCAUGGGAAAGCGCCCCGUUCAAAUCUGUUUCCGGUUUGUUCUGUUCCGUUUCGUUCGACAUGAAAAACAUGGAGCCCAACCGGAUCAGCGCGGCAAAGACACCCCUGAACAGUGCUGGCCAGAGGAGGAGUAAAAGCAGGAGCUACCGGCAGUCAUACCGCAGCUGCUUAGGUGCGGCGUCACGUCUGUGUUUGACCCCGGCGAUGACGUCACGGCGCCUCAACACCAACAGAAAAGCGCCGGAGUUGCUCAACAUCGCUGAGAGGGUGGACGCCCAGCAGCUGGCCUUACUGAUGAGAACGGAAUGGCAGCUGUCCUACGUCACGCCCCUCUACCAGUUCCGCUACACCCAACUGAAGAGCUAUGCCAGGCAGCUCUCUGCAUAUCUGACUGCAGAGAAACAGCAAGGCCUGGCGGUGGGGGUGGAUGUCAGCCUGAGCUACAGAGUCACCUUCUCCGUGGUUCACGGGAUGACCCAAACUGAAGUUGAUGCCGAGACCGUCUUAAUACAGAUUUACUGCAAGCCCUUGUUUGGCAGGCAGGAUGAGCCCCCGAAGGAAGUGUGGAAAGGCUGGCUCACAUGCAUCAACGGCAGCCAUGACUACAUCAACUCACUUCCAAAAGACUUGACCUGCCUGCCACUAUUUGGCAGCAGCAAGACCGAGGCGCUCACCGCUUCCGUCAAAUCCUGGUUCCAGAAGAGCUUUGACUGUUUCUUCGCCCCGUUGGAGAUCAGCCACACGAUCCUGCAGUGGCUGGUGGCGCUGUGGACCAACUGCCACGCAGAGCCCAAUACCCGGCAACUCCAAAUGGUGUGGACUCUCCCGGUCGUGCCGGCGCUGCAGGUCACCUACGCUGUCGACCCGGCGGACGCCUGGCAGCUGUGGUGCAGUGUGAGGCGAGAUCCGCAGGAAAGGAUGACCGAACAUGACAUUAUUGACAUCGAGGAGGUGAUGAGGCUCAUGAAGGGACUCAUGUGCCACUUCUACCGACACUUCAGGGUGGACCUGUCGGCUGGGACCUUGAGUCAGGUGUCCACGGCACUGGGAGGAGCCAAAUGUAGCGGGAAGAUUAAGUUUUUAAACAGCAACUACAUGACCGCCAUGCUGACGUUGCUGACCGAGUGCGCCCUCCUCAAGAUGCCAAUUUGAAGAAACCUGCAGAUGGUAAAAUAAAUCAGGUCUUAUGUUGAAGGGGAACUGGAAUUUUGUCCAUCAUCCACAAUCCUUAUGAUAAGAAAACACAAAUUAUAAGCAGUGAAAAACUGCUAGUACAAGGCAGCUAACGACACUGGUAAUAAGAUUAAUCUACUCCGCCUAUAAAGCGCUUAAAAAACGGCAACAACGCUCCUUUACAUGCCGUGACCUGCAUAUUAUCCAAGCUACAGCAACAUUCUAAUUGUAAGAGCUAACACAGAGGAACUACUUUUCUGGCAUAGUGACUCAGGUUGUUCAAUAAAAUCGAUUCUCACCCGAAUAGGGAUUCUUAUUUAUUCUGAUUCUAAAUAGAUUAAUCAUUUUUAUAAAAUAUAUAUAUUUUUCUUUUUAAGAAUCAGUUUCAGAGAUGUUUUUAGGCCAUCUCCAUGCUGACUGGCUGCGCGUAUACUUAACCUGUUUUUAAAAAAGUUAUUAUAAUUCUUUUUUUAUUUUAUUUUUUUUAAGAAUUUAUUAAUCAAUC
This is a messenger RNA of Entelurus aequoreus (snake pipefish), 1703 nucleotides long. RefSeq names its product centromere protein L-like. The transcript is spliced from 5 exons. The record is from RefSeq and is a predicted model, not a curated record. Bases 20 to 1177 code for a protein of 385 amino acids. NCBI's taxonomy places the organism in Eukaryota, Metazoa, Chordata, Actinopteri, Syngnathiformes, Syngnathidae.